AUGGGAAAUGCUAGCGGCUGCUCGGACAACACCAUGCAGUCGGUGGAGAUGCACAUCUGGUACAAGAAGUUCAUGAUGGAGUGCCCCUCGGGACAGCUGAUGCUGCACGAGUUCAAGCAGUUCUUCGGGCUGUGUGGACUGGAGCCCGACGCCAAUGCCUACAUCGAGGAGAUGUUCUACACCUUUGACAUGAACAAGGAUGGCUACUUAGACUUCAUGGAGUACGUAGCGGCCCUCAGCCUGGUCAUGCGGGGGAAGAUGGAACACAAGCUGCGCUGGUAUUUCAAGCUGUAUGACGUGGACGGCAACGGCUGCAUCGAUCGGGAGGAGCUGCUUAACAUUGUGAUGGCAAUCCACGUAGUCCGUGGAAGUGAGAAGGACCAGGAUUAUGUAGAAGAGUUCACCAACCGAGUAUUUGACAGGAUCGACAUCAACGGAGAUGGGGAGCUGUCGCUCGUAGAGUUUAUUAGAGGGGCACAAGAAGACAAGGACUUCACGGAGGUGAUGAUGAAGAGUCUGGAUCUCUCGCACAUCACACGCGUAAUCCAGAACCGCCGGGGCAACACGAAGACUCCACUCACACACCUGGUCCACACACCUGGACCUCAGUGUCCAUCCUGCCCUGCCCAGACGUCAUUGAGUCCUACAGUGUGAAAAAAUGUGAUCGAUCCCACAAGCUGGAAAACAACUUUGAAGUAAAUUUUGGCAUGCACAGGACCACUGCGGCUGGAAAAAGCUAGCAGGUCAGGUUGCAUAAGUGGAGGAUGGUACAACCAAAAAAAAAAGAAAACAAAAAAAACAUGGCCACCAUAGGAAC
This is a messenger RNA of Anguilla anguilla (European eel), 817 nucleotides long. It is a transcript of the gene guca1aa, whose product is annotated as guanylate cyclase activator 1A. Gene Ontology annotation, molecular function: calcium ion binding; calcium sensitive guanylate cyclase activator activity. Bases 1 to 654 code for a protein of 217 amino acids. The transcript is spliced from 4 exons. The record is from RefSeq and is a predicted model, not a curated record. NCBI's taxonomy places the organism in Eukaryota, Metazoa, Chordata, Actinopteri, Anguilliformes, Anguillidae.